AUCUCACAAUAGUUAGGAAAUAUACAAUAUACUAUAAAAAUUGAUCGAUAAACCCUUUAGCAAGUUCAAGGUCAAGUGCUGGGUCGUCAUGGGAUGGUCGCUGUACUUAGGUCAUCCGUCGUCCGUCAGUCGUUACUCGUCAGAAGAAUACAGACGACAGUUCAGUAACAAGAGUCGUCGGAACAAGUACCAAACGUGCCUUUUAGCUUAGAAGUUAAGUAAUAAAUUCAAAUAAUAUCUUUUUUCUGGGUUUGAUUUUUCAAACAAUAAGAUUGUAGAAGCAAAAAGGUGUCGUGUUCACUCAAAGCAUUUUUUGAAAACAACAAAACAAUGGCUAGAGCCUUAGCUGAUAAUGAUACCAAUCCUGCUGAUGAAAUUUUAAGACCUAAUUCAGAGGCCUUUCUUUAUAAACUAGACGUUAUGGAGUUGACGGUGAGAAAUGCUACCAAAGCAUUGCUUCAAGAUAAUGAGAAGUACAUACUGUGCCUGGAAACACCAGAAACUAGUCUGAUGUCUGCUCUGUUAGCUAAAACGUUGAAAAACCUGAAAAAAGAAGGAUUUUCAAAUCAACAUCAAGAUCAAAUAUUCACCGAUUUUCAGAAUGUUAUCAAAAUUAAUAAACAACAGUAUGAGAACUGGACCAACUUCCCUGAUUUAUUGGUUUGCAUAGUAGGCAUAGACGAUGAGCAACAACUGGAAAAUUAUUUCGAGUUAUUAAUGUCAUGGGCAAAGCUCGUCAAGAAUAAAUCUAAAAAGAUCAUUUUUAUUAUGAAUAAUUCCAAAUUUUUAGAGAAAAGCAUGAUGAAAACUAGAAUGGUGUAUGUUUUAAAGGUUAAAUUCACUGAAUUAUGGAAAGAAUAUGACGGAAAAAGUUAUUGUCAUGAUAAUAAAGUUGGACAUAAUGAUUCUGAUAUAUUUGAUAAUGCAGUUUCAAAAACUGUAAACGAGGCCAUGAAAAAUAUUAAAGCAAAAGAAGAAAUUAGUGUGACAUCAGCUUUACCCACUGAAGAGGAGAUUGUGAAACUUACAUCAAUUUUAAAAUUACAAGGUGUGGACUCUAUGUGUUCUGUAGAUAAUCAAGGCAAUACUCCAUUGCAUUUGGCAGCCAAGAAAGGACAAAACAAAAUCGUCAAAGCUCUACUAGUUUGUGAUGCUGAAAAGGAGUCAAAAAAUAAAUGGGGUUUUACACCUCUUCAUUUAGCAGCUAAAGAGGGUCAUCAUGAAGUAAUUAGCAUAUUGCUGGAAAAUACAGCUAAUGUAAAUGCAAUUAACAGUCUUGGUCAAACUCCAUUCCAUAUGUUAGGUUACAGUAAUAGUGUCCGCUCAAUUGAGCUUCUUUUGAAAUUUGGUGCCAACAUUGAAGCAAAAGAUAAAAAUGAUUAUACACCUCUUCAUUCAGCAAUUGAACAGGGUCAUCACGAAGUAGUUAUCAUUCUGCUGGAAAAAAAUGCUAAUGUGAAUGCAAUUAACAGAGAUGGUCAAACUCCAUUACAUAUAGCAUGCUGCACGAAUAAUAUCCGCUCAAUUGAACUUCUCUUGAAACUUGGUGCCAACAUUGAAGCAAAAGAUAAAAAUGAUCAUACACCACUUCAUUCAGCAAUUAAAAAAAAUCAUUAUGAAGUAAUUAUUAUUUUGUUUGAAAACAAUGCUAAUGUAAAUGCUUUUAACAGUGUUGGUCAAACUGCACUCCAUAUGGCAUGCAGCACAAAUCCUAAUUUCCGCUCAGUUGAACUUCUUUUGAAACUUGGUGCUAACAUUGAAACAAAAGAUAAAAAUGGUCAUACACCUCUUCAUUUAGCAUCUUGCUCACUUGGUGGUAACGCAGUAAUUAUUAAAUUGUUGGCACAUGGAAGUAAUAUAAAUGCCCAGGACAAUGAUGGACAAACACCAUUGCACCGUGCUAUACUAGGCAAUAAUCAACAAGGAAUUAAAAUUCUUUUAGAAAAUGGCGCAGACCGAAAUCUAAAAAAUAAUUCGAAUCAAAAUGCUAUUGAUUAUGUUAGAUCUAAAUGGAAUGCCUAUUUUUUAAUUCCGCUAUUUGAAAAACAUGCUGCUUCAGCCAACUAAAAGGGUGAAUUAAUAAGCGCGUGGUGGUCUAUAUCUCCUAUACUAAUGGAGAUCGGAGAAAAAACUAAAUACAAAACUUGUAGAUAAACAUGAGUACUACAUUCCUAAAUUAUUUUCCAGUAUACAGGGUGGCCCAAAUUCGAGUCUCAUCAUUGGGAUCUCGGUAACUGUAAUGGUGGAUCCUCAUGUGCGGACUGGAAGACAAGCGCACUGGUGUUCAGGCUGCAGGUUCAACUAUAGACAAUUUUG
Ceutorhynchus assimilis (cabbage seed weevil) is the source of this 2316-nucleotide messenger RNA. The record is from the annotation of a GenBank genome assembly. Lineage: Eukaryota; Metazoa; Arthropoda; Insecta; Coleoptera; Curculionidae.